GGCGGCGCCAGUUUCUUCUGUUCUUUUUAACUGUUUUUAACCUCGUUUUUGCGGCGCACGCUAGGUGCUAGAUGUGCGUGGUGCGAGCGCUUAGUAAACACUUGUAAAUAAAUUCGGUCACAGUGUUCCGAGCGUUUGAAAGAAGGUUGUUAUAAAACCGAUAGAAAUUCAACUAAUAAUUCGCUGACAAUGGUAAAGCUAACGCCGGAACUCAUAGAGCAGUCGAUGCAGUACAUCAAUCCUGUGCGGGAUCGCGAAUUGGAUCUUCGAGGAUAUAAGAUACCCACUAUCGAGAACUUGGGCGCGACCUUGGAUCAGUUCGACACGAUAGACUUCUCCGAUAACGACAUACGUAAAUUGGACGGUUUUCCACUUUUGAAAAGGAUAAAGACCCUGUUCUUCAAUAACAAUCGCAUCGUCAGAAUUGGUGAAGGACUGGAACAUUCCAUACCGAAUUUGCACACUCUGAUGUUGACUGGCAAUAUGAUACAAGAACUGAGUGACCUGGAACCUCUGAUACCACUGAAGAAUCUUACAAAUUUGUGUCUGCUGCAGAAUCCAGUGUCCGCCAAGCCACAGUACAGACAGUACAUUGUCUACAGAUUUCCUCAACUCAGAUUACUUGAUUUUCGAAAAAUUAAGCAGGCGGAACGUGAGGCGGCGACGGAAUACUUCAGAAGUAAGCGUGGCACGGAGAUGGCACGCGAGAUAGCUAAAAAGGUGAAGGCGCAAGCGGCGGGUACAGCUGCGGACAAGCCUUUGACCACUCCCGAGGAACGUAACAAAAUUCGAGAGGCUAUUACGAAUGCAUCUUCCUUGGAGGAGGUGCAAAGGCUCAGUAAAUUGCUACAGGCUGGUCACAUACCCGGCGAGGAAAGAUUUCAAAAUGGUGGAGCUGCGGAACCUAUGGAAGAGGAUGAUGAUUAAAUUAUAAUUUAACUUUGCAAAAAAAACAAACUUCCUUUUGUAAGUAUGCACCGUGAUGGAAUAGGGUGUAAUAAUAGCAUGUAUGAUGCUGAUAAGAAAGUUGUAUACUACACACACAGUUCUAUUACUGUCUUUAAAAUAAUAUGGAUACUACUUUUUUGUACAAAUAAAAUAUCGAGAUUAGCCUUGAAGCGAUUUCCCUAAUUACUCCUCACUAUUACAUUGAACUUUAUUUUAAUAUACCAAUGUGUUUAUUUCAGCAAGAACAAUAAAGUUUCUUCAAGCAA
This is a messenger RNA of Solenopsis invicta (red fire ant), 1214 nucleotides long. It is a transcript of the gene U2A, whose product is annotated as probable U2 small nuclear ribonucleoprotein A'. The transcript has 4 exons. Bases 190 to 927 code for a protein of 245 amino acids. Gene Ontology annotation, biological process: mRNA splicing, via spliceosome. Lineage: Eukaryota; Metazoa; Arthropoda; Insecta; Hymenoptera; Formicidae. Gene Ontology annotation, cellular component: U2 snRNP. The record is from RefSeq and is a predicted model, not a curated record. Gene Ontology annotation, molecular function: protein binding; U2 snRNA binding.